Phialemonium atrogriseum is the source of this 1252-nucleotide messenger RNA. RefSeq lists its product as uncharacterized. NCBI's taxonomy places the organism in Eukaryota, Fungi, Ascomycota, Sordariomycetes, Cephalothecales, Cephalothecaceae. The transcript is spliced from 3 exons. The coding region runs from base 171 to 1160 and encodes 329 amino acids. The record is from RefSeq and is a predicted model, not a curated record.
AAGGAAAGAAAGGUCUUUCGCUAAAGUACUCCCCCCUGGCCGGAGAAGCUUGCGAGGAACAAUCAUUGGAUGGGGCCGAUGGGCCCUGUCAAGGUAUAUUUGGUUAAAUGUCCCGAUUGGCUCCGUCAUUCAUAUGCGACGGCAGCAGGCGAGUCGGGGGCUGACCGCAUAUGUCGCUUAAGUCCCUUGUAUUCCUUGUGACUCUCGCCUCAGGAGGGAGGCAGGUCGACGCACAGGCAAGACAGAUGUGGAAAAAAAGAAAGAGCGAAAAAGGAAGGUCUGAACGAAAAGGUCUGCGCAGUAGGCAUUACGUGACAUCGCGCGCCAAGCAGCCGACAAUAAAACGAGGAAAAAAGACAUGGAAUCCCAUGCCCCCCACAAAGAUCGGCGCCGUGAGCUGUCAGAUUUCGGAUACUCGUUCAGGAGCCUCCCGGGGGUCUGUCUGUCUUCCCCGACCACACGAUUUAUUUACCAGGGCCAGGGAGGAGCUAUGGCCGCCCCUCGACGGAAGCUUCGAUUGCUGGGACGAUCCCCGAAUGUCGGGCGUCCCGGGGAUUUUCUUGUACCGGCAUGAGGACCCUCUGCCUGCCUGCCUGCCUGCCUGCCUGCCUGCGUCAGAAAUUUGCACGUUGCGAUCUAGGCUGGGGUUGGUUAGAGACGUUGAUGCUCCUUCCCUGCGAGGUGAGUAUGGCUCCAUCGUUCGAUUGGAGCGAGGCCUAGACUCAACUCGGCGCUUUUCUCUGCGCCGCCGUUUCUAUCAUUGCUUUUUUUUUUCAGCCCUUUGUCGGGGAAAAAGAGGAGGCUUAUCUGAAUACGCGGGCAGACCGUUGGGCUAUCCGUUGGUUUGGUUGGCUACAACCUUCAAUCCUCUCGACUCUGUGGUGCGCUGCCCCUUGUCUUUCCAACCCCAAUGUCUUGUGUGUGGGAUUUCUGACACGUCUUUUUUUUUUUUUCUUCCCUCUGAGAGCAAAUCUUUCUGGCUGCCUCCCGCUUUGGGACGACUUGCCUGGCCAAUCAGACGACGAUGGUUUGUUUCUAUUGGAUCAAGAAUUGCCUCGAUCCUGCGGGGGAGAGACAUGCACACAGAGACCCCAAACAUCAAGAAGGGCAGCCAACCUCCUCCCCACCAACGAAGCUUGCGCAGGUACGUUACAGUUUGAGACAGCUAGGAAAUAAAGUUGUGCGAGGAAAGAGAGUAGCAAUGAAUUCUAAACAACAAGGAUAAGAUUAAGGAACAGCGGAGAUGGUGUCG